UGGCGCACGCUCUCAGCAGCAGUAUCGACCGCAUAGAAACGAGGCAAACGCGACGCUAUAAACAGCAGUUCGCGUUUCGAGUUCCACCAAGCAGCACACAUAAAGAACCCAAAAAGCAGCUGAAAAUUGAAUUAAAUUCAUUGCGACAAUCUAAAUAAUUGAACAAAGAUGAAACUGCUCGUUGCAUUCGCUUUGAUUGCCAGCCUCGGCGCUCUGGCCCAGGCAGAGGAAGAGUAUUGCCACAACAGCGUGGUUACCGCCUGCUCUUCGUCGACCUUUUCUGCGCUCACGGGCUUUUUCACAGGCGAAAGCAACUCCAUUUGUAAUGCCCGCUUCGCUGGUAUCGAGCACAUCGAGCCCGAGGUCCAGGCCUACAUUAACUCCCAGUUGACCAAGUCCUACGAGUACCUGCUCUUGGCCACCCACUUCAAUUCUUACCAGAAGAACCGCCCCGGCUUCCAGAAGCUCUACCAGGGACUCUCGGACCGCUCCUUUGAGGACAGCAUUGCUCUGAUCAAGCAGAUCACCAAACGUGGUGGCAUCGUGGACUUCAACAGCCGCCACGAGUCUGCCGCCUCCGUCAGCACACAGCGUCCAACUCUGGAGGUUGAUGAGCUGCACUCCCUGGCCCUGGCCCUCGAUAAUGAGAAGCAACUGGCCACCGGAGCCACUCACAUCCACACCCGUGCCAUUCACGCCACCGAGCGCGACCCCGAGAUGGCCCACUACAUUGAGGAGGAGUACCUCGGCAAGCAGGCCGAGUCCGUGCGCAAGCUGUCUGGCUACGCCAACGAUCUCGCCAAGCUGAUGAAGGUGCCGGACCCAUCUCUGUCCAUUUAUCUGUUCGACGAGUAUCUGCAGAAGCAGUAAGAAGCGUUCCCGCUCGAUACAAUCUACACUCAUCUUCCCUACUAAAUUCAGCACUGCGAUGCCUUUCAACCACCUUUAAAUUGAUUUGUGUCCCCCGUUCUAUCAACAAUAAAUCGCAGUGCACAGCAGCAUUAUCAGCAUCAUUAU
Messenger RNA from Drosophila guanche, 1017 nucleotides. RefSeq names its product ferritin heavy chain (gene Fer2LCH). The transcript has 4 exons. NCBI's taxonomy places the organism in Eukaryota, Metazoa, Arthropoda, Insecta, Diptera, Drosophilidae. Gene Ontology annotation, molecular function: ferrous iron binding; ferric iron binding. Gene Ontology annotation, biological process: iron ion transport; intracellular iron ion homeostasis. Gene Ontology annotation, cellular component: cytoplasm. Bases 169 to 870 code for a protein of 233 amino acids. The record is from RefSeq and is a predicted model, not a curated record.